AUGAGCUCUCAACAAAAUCACAAAUUAUGCAUGAUACCCGGACCCGUGGAAUUUCAUGAAGAUGUUUUAACAUCAAUGUCAACAAAAGCAACAUCACAUGUAUCACCUUCAUUUAUUCCCGUAUUUGGAGAAAGUAUUGAACUUUUACGUAAAGUAUUCGUUACUGAACAUGGACAACCAAUCGUUGUAUCGGGGUCAGGUACUUUAGGGUGGGAUAUGGUAGCAUCCAAUUUGGUUGAACCUGGUGAAGAAGCAUUAGUAUUAAAUUCAGGAUAUUUUGGAGAUUCGUUUGCUGCAUGCCUCAAGGUAUAUGGAGCAAAAGUGACAGAAGUUAAAUCAGAAAUUGGAGAUCGGCCAACACUUCAAGAAAUUUCCGAUGCGUUAUCAACUAAAUUUAAACUUAUUACCAUUACUCAUGUUGACACAUCAACAGGGGUUUUAUCAGACGUUAAAGCAAUUGCUGAAUUGGUUAAAAAAAAAUCGCCAAACACAUUAAUUGUUGUUGAUGGUGUUUGUUCUGUUGGUUCGGAAGAAAUUCGUGUUGAUGAAUGGAAUCUUGACGUUGUUUUGACAGCAAGUCAAAAAGCUAUUGGUGUUCCUCCUGGUUUAUCAAUUUUAAUUGCAAGUGAGCGUGCUAUCCAAACCUUUAAGGACCGUAAAACACCAGUUCCAAGUUAUUAUGCGUCCUGGGCUCAUUGGCUUCCAAUUAUGCAUGCAUAUGAAUCUCGUAAAGGAAUGUAUUUUGCUACUCCACCAGUACAAUUAAUUUAUGCGUUAAAUACAAGUUUAAAGCAAAUCACUUCAACUCCACUUGAAACGAGAUUUGAACAGCAUAAAAAAGUUAGUGAUCAAGUUAAAAAUGUCGUCGAAUCUUUGGGAUUACAAUUUGUUCCUAAAUCCAGAGAAGUCGCUGCCAAUGGAAUGACAGCUGUUUAUUAUCCCGAGGGAAUUCAACCUGCUGAUUUACUUCAGAAAGUUGCUUCACAUAAUGUUGUAAUUGCUGGUGGUUUACAUAGGGCUAUCGCUUCGAAAUAUUUUAGAAUUGGGCAUAUGGGAAUUAGCGUAACUGAACCUGAACGUAAACAUAUAGAUAAUACUAUUGCGGCUUUAACUACUAGUUUGAAAGAUUUAGGUUAUUCUGGAAAAUAG
This is a messenger RNA of Funneliformis geosporum, 1149 nucleotides long. Lineage: Eukaryota; Fungi; Glomeromycota; Glomeromycetes; Glomerales; Glomeraceae. The record is from the annotation of a GenBank genome assembly.